UUCUUGUGCUUUGUUGAAGUGCAUUUUAAGUGUUUAAACUCUUCUAUUGUGGGCAAAAUGGAAAUCAACAAACAAUCAUCUGUCGCUGACAUUAUUCUUUUUUUGAAAAAGAACAAAUUGGAUGAAAUUGUCGAAGAUUUUGAAGCUAAUCAAGUCGACGGCGAGGAUUUUUUCAAUUUAGAAUCACAUGAUAUUUAUCAGAUGAUUCCUCGAAUAAAACUUCGAAAGAAAUUUACGUGUAUUUGGAAUGACGUUACUCAAAAGGGGUCAUCAGCUUCAACAAGACACUCUUAUGUCACUUCGAACAACAUCAGAACCAUCAACAAAGAUGUGAAUCCAGACAUUCCGAGUAAUUCAGCUGAUCAUCAAGAAAAUCGUGAUGAGGGCUUGUCAGAAUCAGCUUCAACAGUGCACUCGCACAUCUAUUCAAGCCACAUAAGAAGCAUCAACUUGGAUGUAAAUUAAGACAUUGUUCUUAGUACUUCAGCUGAUCAUCAAAAUGAUGAG
Molecule: messenger RNA, 507 nt
Organism: Xenia sp. Carnegie-2017
Lineage: Eukaryota; Metazoa; Cnidaria; Anthozoa; Malacalcyonacea; Xeniidae
Exons: 4
Coding region: 58-465 (135 amino acids)
Source: RefSeq, a predicted model, not a curated record